AUGCAGGAAGAUACCACACCGGACAAAGACGCGAUCAAGGAAGCGAUCGAUAAGCUAGGUCCACGGGAAAAAUGGCGCAUUCUGAAAAACAUCGCCGUGUUGGGGAUCGCCUUCAUGAUUCAUUUUACGGCAUUUCACGGCACGUCGAACCUGCAAAGCUCGCUGCAUAACGAUGGAUCGUUGGGGGCCUAUACUCUGGCCAGCAUCUACGGAUCGCUGAUCCUCUCUAACCUCUUCCUCCCGGUGCUAGUGAUCAGCCUGCUUGGAUGCAAGUGGACGAUCGUGGUGUCGUUCGUGGCAUAUAUGCCGUACAUUGCGGCCCAGUUCUAUCCGAGUUUCGCGACGCUCAUCCCCAGUGGGUUGGCCGUCGGUUUCGGAGGUGGACCGCUCUGGUGCGCCAAGUGUACGUACCUUUCGAUCAUCGCAGAGGCGUUCAGCAUCUCCACCGGACGCAAGGUCAAGACGGACUACCUGAUCGUCAAGUUCUUCAGCCUGUUUUUCGUGUUCUACCAGCUAGCGCAGGUGCUCGGAAAUCUGAUCUCCUUCAAAGUGCUCUCGUACGGAGAGUCGGAUCCGGUGAAUGGUACGGUUGAACUGACCAACGUUAGCAUUGCGAGUACCUGCGGUGCCAACUACGCGGCUCCAAUCCACCAAGAGGCUCAAGCGACCGUCGAUCUGAAGCGACCCGAUCAGCAACAGCUAAACCUGCUCACCGGCAUCUUUUUGGGUUGCAUGGUAGCGGCCAGUGUGUCUGUGGCGCUCUUCGUCGAUCCUUUGAAACGAUACAACCUAGUGCGAAAUGGACCCGCUAGCAAGGCUUCAGGAAAGAGCACGCUCGUCAUAACGUUGCGUCAGCUCAGGAAGAAGUAUCAACUGCUGUUGUUACCCAUAGCGGCCUUUAUCGGUGUUGAGCAGGCGUUCAUUACCGCCGAUUUUACGAAGUCAUUCGUCGCUUGCGGACUUGGCAUCAGCUACAUUGGGUAUGCGAUGAUCAGCUUCGGACUGGCUAAUGCUGUUGCGGCUGCCUUCACGCCAUACAUCACGAAACACCUGGGGCGUAGACUGAUCAUCCCACUGACGGCGCUGUUCCACACCGCGUUGAUAGUGUUCAUGUUGCUGUGGGAACCAACUGACGAAUACUACAAGUACUCUAUCAUCGUCGCCUGUUGGGGCCUCGCGGAUGGCGUGUGGCUCAUUCAGAUUAACUCGCUUAGUGGUAUCCUAUUUCCUGGCAAUGAAGAGGCAGCAUUCAGCAACUUUCGGUUGUGGGAAGCCACCGGAUCGGUGGUGAUGUACGCGAUCAGCUCGUUCCUGCCCACCUUCAUCAAGCUGCUAUUCGUACUAGUCGUCAUGCUUAUCGGAACGACUGGGUACUGCAUCAUAGAACUGAUGGAGCAUCGUGUGAAACGCGUCGACGCGGGAAAACGCUUUGAGGUGGUUAGCCAAGACCCGAAUGAAAGCUAACUGCCAGCUGCUAUAAAGCGGCACACGGAAAUUGUGCAGUUUGCCAUAAAAUUAUGUUGCGGCCGCCAUUUUUACUGCAGUUUCAGAAGCAUAGCCGAGCAUAACUUUUCUUAUCGUUGCUUCUGGGAAGCUUUG
This is a messenger RNA of Anopheles nili, 1599 nucleotides long. RefSeq names its product UNC93-like protein. The record is from RefSeq and is a predicted model, not a curated record. Gene Ontology annotation, cellular component: striated muscle dense body; plasma membrane. Lineage: Eukaryota; Metazoa; Arthropoda; Insecta; Diptera; Culicidae. Gene Ontology annotation, molecular function: potassium channel regulator activity. The transcript is spliced from 7 exons. Bases 1 to 1464 code for a protein of 487 amino acids. Gene Ontology annotation, biological process: regulation of muscle contraction; regulation of potassium ion transport.